UUUCCUGGUAAAAUCUGACUUUUCGCCUGCGUCUUCCAGAUCUUUCAGGAUGGAUGCACCAGAAGCAGGUCCUAGUUCUGAUAGCGGCAGGACGCGAGGCGGCAGAGGAUCUCGCAGAGGCGCAGCAAGAGGUCGUGGAGAUUCCUCCAACGCACCUUCCCGAGGUCGUGGCGCCAGCAGAGGCAGACCGUGGUUCCGUCCACACUUCUGGAACUCCCGACGCAAUGAACCGGCUCGCGAGAAGCCCAUUUCCGUGCCUGUGUCACUCAAUGGCGGGUCAGAAGAGCCACAGGUGGUUUCCUCGGUGAAUCGUCGCUCUGUGGCGAAUUUCGCCGGCUUCCGGACAGCAGAAAAGUAUCCGGACUGGAAAUUGUACCUUCCCCGCGAGGCGCACAUGGAGGGCAGUCAAAUGGCUAGGAAAGUGGAGGCAUUUGCCGAUCAUGUGGCGAGGAAUCCGGGUGUUUAUGAGUUGGAGACGAUUCAGCAGAAGCUGAACUUCGAGGUGAACCUGGAAGUUGUGCAGGAAGAUUCUGUCUUCAAGGCAGAAUGGGCCACUUUCGGUGAAGAUCUCCUCAAUGACCCUGAAAAUACUCUCGCGUGCCUGGCAAUCGCUGUGCAUCACAAGAUCCUGAAGCUGGACGGUCAGAAUUCCGCCUUCCAGCGCACCAUCAGACCGAAAAUCGUGGGCUUCGGGCCGAUCAUCCACAUGAAGACGCUGAAAGUGAGCACUUGCGGGAAGAUGAUCAGCAUUAAGGGCACCGUGACGCGCUUGGGAUCCGCCGAGAUCAUCUGCACGUGGAUGGCGUUCGAGUGUCCCGAGUGCGGAAGUGCGCAAGUCGUCAGACAGCCGGAUGGGAAGUUCCUGGUCCCGAAGUCCUGCACAGGAAAGGGCAUGUGUCGCAACACGUCGAACUUCGAGUCACUCCUCACGUCUCACUUCACCAGGAGCGAGAGUGUGCAGACGAUUCUGCUGGAGGAGAGCAUCAAUGAGCGCGGCGGAGAUGCUCAGCGCGCGCCGCGGAGCAUCGAAAUCGAGCUGACGAAUGACAUGGUGGAUUCUGUGUGUCCAGGAGACGAUGUCACGAUCACGGGUGUGCUGAAACUUCGCUCGGGCGAUGAGCAUCAGAAGGACAAGGCGCAAUCCUUCGUCAGUUAUAUUCGCGCUGUAAAUCUCAUCAGCAAUUCCGGCCCAGUGAUGAAGAAGACGCUGGAAUUCACGCAGAAGAGUCUCCGCGCCAUUGAGCUGAUCAGGAGUGAUCCCUUUCCGCUGCGUCUGCUCGUGCACUCCCUGGCGCCGUCCGUGCGUGGCUACGAGAUGGUCAAGGCGGCUCUGCUGCUGGGCCUCUUCAGUGGCAAUCUCAGCGACAACAGCAGCUUCCGUUCAGAGGUUCACAUUCUCAUCGUGGGCGAUCCGGGCUUGGGCAAGAGUUGCAUCCUCAAGGGCUGUGCCGCCGCGGCUCCGCGUGGCAUCUUCACCAGCUGCUCGAGCAGCUCCCGGACUGGCCUCACGGCCACGGUGAAGACGGAGAAGGGCGAGGGAGCGACGCUGGAAGCAGGCGCUCUCGUGCUGGCGGAUCAGGGCGUCUGUUGCAUCGACGAAUUCGACAAGCUGGCCUCCAAUCACGCCUCAAUGCUGGAAGUGAUGGAGCAGCAGAGCGUCAGCGUGGCCAAGGCGGGCGUGGUUUGCACGCUGCCCGCGCGAACCACCAUCCUGGCAGCGGGGAAUCCCAUCUCUGGUCACUACGAUCACUCCAAGACAGUGUCUGAGAACCUGAAACUGCAUCCUGCCGUGCUGUCGCGCUUCGACAUUGUCUUUAUCCUCAUGGAUCAGCGCGGGAAGGACUUCACGCUCUUCUCGCAGUCUGGCCAAUCCUUUGACGCCUCCAUGCCACUUCACAAGCGUCUCGAGCUGCGUCCUGGCGAGCACCUGGACGCCCUGCCGCACGUGCUGUUCCAGAAGUACGUCGCCUAUGCGCAGAAGAUCGGCAAAGUGCGCCUGACGCCGGAGGCGGGAAAUCUACUGCAAUCCUUCUGGCAGGAGCUGCGCAGGAUUCGCCUGGGGACGCAGUGCAUCCCAGUGACCAUUCGUCAGAUGGAGGCCAUGGUGAGGAUGACAAUGGCACGCGCCAGAGUGGAUCUCAGCGCUGAAGCGACUGUCGAUCAUGCCAAAGACGUGAUCGAGAUGAUGAAGUUCAGCAUCAUUGACGUCCUGAGUCCGGACGGCGGCAGCACGAUUGAUGUGGAGCGCGGAAUCAACGGCAGCGGGAUGAGCAAGGCUAGUCAGGUGCGCAAGUUCUUCGCCGAGAUCCAGACGCGAUCCGUGCAGAAGCGCACACACGACUUUCACAUGGAUGAGCUGAAAUUUGCCGCCAACAAACUCGGCAUGGCGAACAUCCUUCGCGACAUGCUCGAAUCGCUCAACACUCAGGGAUUCAUUCUCAACUGCGGCAACGGAUUCUACAGGCUUCUCUAA
Molecule: messenger RNA, 2473 nt
Organism: Phlebotomus argentipes
Lineage: Eukaryota; Metazoa; Arthropoda; Insecta; Diptera; Psychodidae
Gene: rec
Product: DNA helicase MCM8
Exons: 1
Coding region: 50-2473 (807 amino acids)
Biological process (GO): DNA replication
Cellular component (GO): MCM complex; nucleus
Molecular function (GO): ATP hydrolysis activity; single-stranded DNA binding; ATP binding
Source: RefSeq, a predicted model, not a curated record